Molecule: messenger RNA, 4407 nt
Organism: Dermacentor albipictus
Lineage: Eukaryota; Metazoa; Arthropoda; Arachnida; Ixodida; Ixodidae
Source: RefSeq, a predicted model, not a curated record
CACGAGUCCGAACGCGCCACAGCGUGGUGUGGCUGACGACCGUGCACGAAGGGUUCCACUAGAUCGCCAGCGGCCAAGGCGAGCCAGCAGCUACCUUCCCUUCCGACUGUGACAGCCGGCAGCAAUAUCCGGAACAAUGCGGGAGCUCGUCUUGGUGGUCGCCCUCGUCCUCUGCUGCGCUCUGCAGCUGGUCACGUCAGCGGCACUCGGUGGCGACGACGAGGGAACGCAAUCCCACGAUCAGUGGCUCCAGAAUGACCCAGAGAUGGAACCCGAAGAUGCGGACGAUUACAGCCUGCAGUGGGUGGGAACGCCACCGUCUUCUGGUUAUUACCGCUGGCACGACGACAUCAUGCGCCGGUCCCGCAAGUCCACAGGCGGCCGCUACACGGCGGGCGAGCUGGUGGAAAUGCUCCGCAGGCUGGCCGCGUCUAGGAAGCUGCGACAGGUGCGCGUCGCCAACAAGGCCAUCCGGUUCGGCAUCAGCAAGAGGUCGCUACGGCAGCGCUUCUAGGCCGCGGGCUGCCACCGCCGACCACGGCUCCUCUCUCUUUUCACGCCUCGCGCACUCGCUAUACGUGCGUGAGGCCGACUGCGCCGCUUCUUCGUUCGGCGUCCUUCGGUGACCGCCACCGACUGCAGACACUGUACAGGGAGGAGGCUGUGACACUGCGACAGCGUCGCGCACAGCCUACUGCGGAUGCACUUUGUGUGCGUCUGUGCGUGCGUGCGUGUGAGGAACUCAAUGCUACAGGCACGCCUUCCUUCAUGCCGCGUUUCGUUGCGCAUAUCGAGCAUAGAAGCGUCGUUUAGAAAUACUUCAACAAUAAAGAAAGAGCGAGAGGAAAAGAAGAGUGAGCUACAACAUAGGCGAUGGCUAGUGAUGAAGAUCAAAAUAUGCCGCAAGAUAGAUAGAUGAAUGCGGGAAGCACGCUGUAGGAAAGAAAUAUGAGCAUUAUAUUGCGUCAUUAGUAUUCGAGGCUCUAGAACUGCUGCACGAAAGUCGUCAUGUCACAGCCUCCUCCUUCUUCUACUGGCACGCAUCGAUUUACAACUCGUGGCCCGCGUGUGCUUUCCCAGCCGUCGCUCUUAUAAGAAGCAACCACGUGUCGCGCAUUUGCGGCAUCUCCGGCGUCGGCGCGCCUGAAUCACGUUGCGCGAUUUAUUUGCUGUAAUGCUGAUCGAAAAUGUGUCAGACAUUAAGAGAAGCUUAGUGAAUGGGAGUCCCCAGUGAUCAAUCGUGCGUCGUGAACCGGACGCGUCGACGCUGGGCGACGCCCGAUACGAGUCCCAUGUGGUUGCCGACUCAUCGUGUAUUUGCGGAGCGGAAAGCAGCUUAACUGGUUUAGCUCUGCUGCCUCGCACCGCCAGGAGGCCAAUACUCUCGCGGCACCCCACUACCAAUGUGGUUUCAGGGAUACGCAUAUACAUACAUAUAUACAUAUACAUACAUAUAUACAUAUGCAUACACAUAUAUAUAUUUAAGAGCAAAUAUCUAUAUUUACGGGUUCACAUAUGUAUACAAGUACCCAACAGAGCAGAAGACUAUAUUAAAAUAUAGUACAUGCGGAGGGUACCGUAUAGCCAAUGAAAGGUGCGCAAAGCUGAUAAAAGUAAAAGAACGUAUUUACCGGUGUCCAAACGUAUUUUUCUAUUCAGCAGACAGCUCUCGUAUGGCAAAUGGCUGUCUGAGGAGCCGCUCGCUAAAAACAGGCGAAGAAAAAAAAUGUUGGUCGGAGCAAAACGAAAUGCAUGUUGGUAGUCGUCCUGGAGCGUAUAGGGACGGCCUUUUUGCGACGGCAACCUUGCUCCCAAAGAUCGUGUUUUGUGCCGAAAAAGUGCUAAGUGUCAAUGAAAGUAAAGAAAUUCUUUUUUGAGUAGACAAGGCGAGUUCUUGUGAGAGAUGAUGAAAUUAUUUAAAACCUUCGGUCGAACAAGUAGAAAGUCAGGACUAGAAGUAAAUACAAACAGCGAGGUUACUGCAACCGUUUAAGUACAUCGACGCGUAGAAGACAAUAACUGAAAACAGUUACAGCUUGUGCGUCUCAUAGUUACGAGUAAAGCUUACAAGGACUUUUCCUUUUUUUAGUUUGUUAUCUUUUUUGCCUCAGGGGCAUAUCCCUCAGCUUGCAGCUGAGUAUUUCUACUGAAACUCUUUGGGGCAGCUCCCUUUUUUUUUUCUCCGUCUCUUUCUCACUGGAAUAUCCCCAGAGUGAAAUUUUAGGUUUUACACUAGUAGAAUGUUCUUUUCGCAAGCUCAUGACACUGUAUCUCUGUAGCAUUUCAACAUUUGCCAGAUAUACUCAUCUGCUUCUAAUUACAUGAUCACACAUUCGGAACCGUGGUCUUCAUUUUACAGCGAAAUUGGCGGGAAAAUGCAAAGAUGGCUACUUGUGAGCUUUCUCUUUGCUUUAAAAAAAAACGAAAUUUUCAGGUAUCGACGCGGCGUUAUCCGUUCCCAGUAGCUGUUUCGUGUUUGCGUACAUCAUGCUUCAUGUUUUUUUCCUUAUUAUGUUGUCGCGCCUUACCGAACGAAAAACAAAAAGGAAAACAUGCAAAUAUUUCAUGAGUCACUCACUCUCACCUAUUUAUUUUUCAUGUCAUUAUUUAUUAAGAACUAAACAAGUAACGCUAGGCGGCAAUUGCAAAUACGUGUAGCAAAACGUCACUUGACUUUCUCCUCGAUAAAUUAUCAACUGUCAUCUCCCUCUUAAAGAAAACGAAAAUGUUCAAGUUGUCCUUACAUUGUGUUAGUUUCGCCAUGGCUGUUCCGGUUUACAAGUCGCGCCCUCUCCUGUGUAGUUAGCUGGCUGUUGCAGAGUAGAUGUACACUAAGAUAAAAAAAAAAACGUAAAUAAGCCUUCAAAUCCCCCCCCCCGUCCCCUCCCCCCGAGAAAGUUUAUCACAUUUGCUGCGUCACUGCUAUGCGAUUCGCAUUUCGCACAUGAGAUUUUACGGAGAGUCAUAUUUCGACACGACGAUUCUCGUGGAAGGCGAAGAUGUCUCGGACGGGAAGCGGAACAGCAAAAUGAACUUGAAGAACACGGAACAGUACGACGAAUAUCCCCGCAUCGAAGGCGAAAUUAUAAAACAAGAAGGAAAAUAAAGAAAUGAAUAGGAAAAACGGGCCUAAACUAAACUUUGUGCGUUUGCUAUAUAUGCUCAUAGAAGCUCUUACGUACACUUAAAAAUAAUUUAUAAUGCCUUUAUAGGUACUGCAUGGAUAAUAAAGGCUGUUCUUUUAGGCGCUUUGAACAAAAUCAAAAACUGCAAAAGCAAAAAGCAGACCAACGCUUUUUUUCUUUAUUGAAAUUAAAAUGUAGGAAAGACGUAGUCACCUUACAAUGGUGACGGCUACUCCUUUUCUCAUAGCGGAAACAACAAUAUAAAGAAAAUAUGUAGGAAAAUGAAAAGAAAUCUCUUCAUACGCUCAGAAAGCCACAUCACAGUCCAAUACGCCUAUGAACAUAACAGUAUAAAAGUCAAACGCAAGUUGCACCACAAUGAGUUCGUAAACAAAGUCACAAACACAUACAAACAGCCGUGAUGUAGACUUCGAUGAUCAUAUAAACAGAUGAGGAAUUACACAGUGUUAAAAUAAUUCACGCACAAGUCUAUGUCUUUUCAAUGAUUAUAGAAACGGCAAGGAACCCUCCUGCUCGUUGUCAUAGGUUAACUUAUCCGCGUCGCUCUUUUGGGCUACGGGAAUAAGCAUCCCGACGAUGAUUAAUUGCUGAAGGCGUUUGCUCUUGACGAAUGCGUAAAGAUAUGAUUUCCCAUCAUGUAAUUUAACAAGCACACACCCUCGAGACAUAAAUCUCACAAUCUGUGCGCACAUUCACUGCUACUCUAUACGAGUGCGUGUUACGCCGUUGAUGCGACCUCAAAAGUAUGCGGAAAACGGCCCAUUACAGCAGGCGCAGGCAGUGUGUGUGCGCUCACGUGUGUGUACUCGUGCCUCCGAAGCCGCGGCCACUUCGUCUGCCGCGAGUUCUGCAGGUUGCCGCAGUUCUGUUGUGUUCCUUUACUUUUUGUCGUUCUCGUUAUUAUUGCUGUCGCGGUCCUUUUACGGGCGCUCUCAGCAGUGUCGUAUGCUCAUUCCACGUUCCGCGCUCGCCGGGAACAGGCCGCGUUGUCACUGGUUUUGUGCCCGGCAGUAUUUAGUGCGAGUGUUCCGUGUGCACAUGGGAGCUGUAGAAGUGUUGUACGUGUGCAGGUGCCCGUGUGCGUGUGUGCGCGUUUGCCGGUCGCUUGCACGCAUGCUGGCUCCGACUAAGCGCUUCCUGCUGCUCGUGACCGCGAUAACUACGCGAAAGCAUUGUUCGCGUUCGAGAAAACAAAACGCCUGUGUACUUACGAGAUGUAUUCGCUCGUCUGUGUCUCAAUAAAGCAAGCGACGAAAGCAAA